UUUUAUUUUUAUGUAACAACCGUCGAUUGACUCAUCAUCAUCAUCAUUGUGUUAUUUUUUUCUUUUGUUGUUUCCGUUCAUUUAUAAUUGUACCAAGCUUAAUAUAUUCGUUCGUGAGUGUGUAUGUAUAUGUGUCAUUCAGCAUAUAUUAAAAUUUCGAUUUUACUUUCAUAAAAUUCUAAAUUUAAAACGUAUAAUACCGAUCGAGCAAGUUCUACAAUUCAUAUAUUUGUUUUGAUGUGAUAACCUCUUUGAUGACAUUAUUGAAUUCGAAUUAAUUUUCUUCACUUGUUUUGUUCGACAAUAAUUUUGUCAGCAAAUUUAUUACAAUCUGCCCUUGAUGAAAAAGCAACCUAACAGUAAAGGCAUAAAAUUUUUUUUUAUUCCCCAUUCAUCGUAUUUUCCUUUGAUUACCGGCUAUCUAUAUAUACGGAAAUAAAUCUCGUAUACGCCUAAGCAUAAAUAUAUAAAACAUAAUCCACUGAAAAAAACAAGCUAAUUGAAGACAACAAUAAGCAUCAAAAUAAAAAAAAAUGUCGAAGAAAAAUUACGAUCUUUUAUUCAAAUUAUUAUUAAUUGGCGAUUCUGGUGUAGGCAAAACUUGUAUACUAUUUCGUUUCAGUGACGAUGCAUUUCAAACAACAUUCAUUUCAACUAUAGGAAUCGAUUUUAAAAUCAAAACAAUCGAUUUGAAAGGAAAAAGAAUUAAAUUACAAAUAUGGGAUACUGCUGGACAGGAAAGAUUUCAUACGAUUACAACCAGUUAUUAUCGUGGUGCUAUGGGUAUAAUGUUAGUCUAUGAUAUAACCAAUGCCAAAAGCUUUGAUAACAUAGCCAAAUGGCUUCGUAAUAUUGAUGAACAUGCAAGCGAAGAUGUUGAGAAAAUGAUUUUAGGAAACAAAUGCGAUAUGACCGAUAAAAGAGUUGUAAGUCGUGAACGUGGCGAAUCGAUUGCUCGUGAACAUGGUAUCCGAUUUUUGGAAACAAGCGCCAAGGCUAAUAUUAAUAUUGAUCGAGCAUUUUUAGAUCUGGCUGAAGCCAUCCUUAAUAAGAUUGUUGGACAGAUUUUGAUAGACAAACAAGACAAGAUAAACAUUUCCAAACCAGAAUCUAAGUCACCUGUUGGAAAAUGCUGUAAUUUUUGAGAAAAAAUAAGAAAUAAUACUUGGCUUCGAUGUCUUCUUUUUCGAUUUAUCCACUCAUUUA
Molecule: messenger RNA, 1206 nt
Organism: Dermatophagoides farinae (American house dust mite)
Lineage: Eukaryota; Metazoa; Arthropoda; Arachnida; Sarcoptiformes; Pyroglyphidae
Gene: Rab10
Product: RAS oncogene family member Rab10
Molecular function (GO): GTP binding; GTPase activity
Source: RefSeq, a predicted model, not a curated record